CGCCCCGACUCUCCGAGCUGAGCCCCAUGGCCGCCGCCGCGCCCCCCGCCGCGCCCCGCGCUCUCCGGCUCCUCGGCGCCGCGCUGCUGCUCCUGCUCCUGGUCCCCGCCGGCCGGCGCGCCGCAGGGACGCCCGUCGUCACCGAGCUGCGCUGCCAGUGCCUGCAGACCUUGCAGGGCAUUCACCUCAAGAACAUCCAGAGUGUCAAGGUGACGCCGUCGGGACCCCACUGCGCCCAGACCGAAGUCAUAGCCACGCUCAAGAAUGGACAGGAAGUGUGUCUCAACCCCGAAGCCCCCCUGGUCAAGAAGAUCAUCGAUAAGAUGCUGAACAACUCCAACUGACCAGAGGAAGGUGGAAGCUGAUCCGUGGCGGUACCUGAAUUAGGCUUUGCCCUUACAGGAGUCAAAGAGGAAACAGUGAAAUCAUCAGCUUUGAUUGGGUCUCAUAUGUUUUGAGCAUCUCUUAGGAGAAGCCUCCUAUUUAUUUAUUUAUUUAUUGGUUGGUUGGUUUUCAAAGAUUCUACGCUAAUAUUUUACAUAUAAUGUAAUUAGGAUGUGACCGAAUCUAUUUGUGCACUGUGCUGUUAUUUUUAUGGUUUAUUUUAUGUUAAACCCAGCUUAGUUCAACCCCAAUUCUUAUUUACUCUGAAGGUAGAAGGUUUGCAAAUAUUCUCCAGUCAUUAAAUUAAUACUUCUGGGGAGCUCACAGCAUUACCAGCCGCUGUGACAGGGGCUGGGGGAUAUAAGGAGAGAGUGAGGUCAUUAUCAGGUGGGGGGGAUGCAUGUGUACAACUAUUUUUGUAAUUGUUUAAAAGAAUGGCUGUUACUAUUUAUUGAAAUGAUUUCACAGUAUGUGGUCAACAUUUCUCAUGUUGAAGCUUUAGGAACUAGUGUUCUAAAUACCCUUUGGACAUUUUGUGUCUUUCCUGUAAGGCAUAAUGCCUUGUUUAGUGUUUACUGUUCAAAAUUCAGUGUUUCUCUGUGUCUUAUAACAGAGAGGCUCACAUAUUUAUCGCUGUUUUUGAAAAGAACUUGAAAAUAAAGUAUUUCAAACU
Messenger RNA from Hyaena hyaena (striped hyena), 1057 nucleotides. RefSeq names its product growth-regulated protein homolog gamma-like. Gene Ontology annotation, cellular component: extracellular region. Lineage: Eukaryota; Metazoa; Chordata; Mammalia; Carnivora; Hyaenidae. Gene Ontology annotation, biological process: antimicrobial humoral immune response mediated by antimicrobial peptide; cellular response to lipopolysaccharide; neutrophil chemotaxis. Bases 27 to 344 code for a protein of 105 amino acids. The transcript has 4 exons. Gene Ontology annotation, molecular function: chemokine activity; CXCR chemokine receptor binding. The record is from RefSeq and is a predicted model, not a curated record.